CUUGAAAUUCGUUUCAUUCGUACAAGUAUAAGGUUACUCAUCAUGAAGUGCAGCACGUUCACAGCAUUUGCGCUUGCACUUAUAGGGUCCGCGUGUGCACAGGUCAAGUCCAAGCGCUACUGCGAUGGAACAACGGGAAUUUGCUACGCUGGCGUGACUACCAGUGGUGUAUUGUUCGGCAUCGCAAUUCCGGAUGUUCAGACAGCCCCGUUUGAUACCGUGCUUCAAAUCACUUCACCUAGUUAUAAUGGCUGGGUAGGCUUCUCGUGGGGUGGAACAAUGCCUUACGUUCCUCUCACAGUGGGUUGGAUGAACAAAAACGCCAACACUACGAUAUAUUCUUCGCGGAUGGCUUUUGGCUUGAGUCUUCCGCAACCAUACGCCGAUGCUGAAUACACUUGUUUGAAAGGCACAGGGUACAAUGCAACACAUUGGGUUCUCAAUGUACGGUGCAGAGGCUGCUCGCAAUGGGAAAACACAGAAGGCACACUGAGCGGACUGGAUCUCACUAGAGAAUCUUUAACAUUUGCACAUGGUUUAGCGACAAAGGCACCGGCUGAACCAGCAAACAAUCGCUCAACCUUUAAUGUUCACAAUUCAUUCGGUCGCUGGAGUGUGGAUCUGAACCACGGGAGAAAUACAGACUUCAACAAGCUCGUCGAAGCCAAUCUCAUUGACGCAAAACCACCCCCCAUCUCGAGCACUCCUGUUCCUACCCCAACCACUACGCCUCCCACAAGCACCCCUCCUACUACACCUGUUCCGACUAAUACUGGCAUCCCAACCUCAUGCGCGAGUGUUUCAGACUUUCACUCGCCACUUAAUACGGCAAGUGGUUGGAAGGCAGUCAAAGUUGCCGGCGACUUGAUACAACCUCGAGGACUUGUCUUUGAUACCGCUGGUCAUCUUCUGGUCGUUCAAAACGGGUUGGGAAUCACCGCGCAUACUAUCGGACCAGACGGCUGCUUUACAUCUACAAGCACAGUGAUCGCGCAGAGGAACGUAAACCAUGGCAUUGUUCUAAGCAAAGAUGGCAAGACGUUGUACGCCAGUUCCGCAACCCAAGUCUUUGCCUGGGACUACGAUGCCAAAACAGCCACUGUAGGCGCUACAUCUCGCAUUGUAAUUUCCGGUAUGGACAACAAAGGCCAUGUCACCCGCACAGUCACCAUUUCUCCAAACCAUCCCGAUCUGCUCAUUGUGUCGCACGGCUCAAACGACAAUUUCGACUACGAAGCGGGCAACAUCAAAACCGGGCGCUCCUGCGUCAAAGCAUUCAACAUCACCAGCGCCCCAACCGAAGGAUACAACUACGCGAGCGGAGGCCACCAGCUGGGUUAUGGUCUGCGAAACGGCGUGGGACUUGCGUUCGACGACAACGGAAUGCUCUGGGAAGUCGAAAACUCCUCCGACGAGAUCCACCGCACAGUCAACGGCACAUCAACAGACAUCCACGCCGACAACCCGGCCGACGAACUAAACUACCUCGGCGACCCCUCUCUCCCAAACACACAAUGGUACGGCUACCCAACCUGCCACACCAUCUGGAACCCCGCCCUCAUCACCGACACUUCCUUCGCCAUCGGCGAUCAGUUCGUCCUCACGCCCAACAACACCUUCAACGACGCCCUGUGCGCUGCGAAAAGCACACCCGCGAAACUCGCGCUGCAGGCUCACUCCGCGCCGCUCGAUGCUGCGUUUAUAGAAAACUCGACGAGCUUGCUGGUUUCGUUCCAUGGGAGCUGGAAUCGUUCGCCGUCGACUGGUUAUAAGAUUGUGCAGAUCCCGUUUGUGGCGGGUGCGGAGGGGUUUGCGCCCCAGGCGAUGGGGAUGCAGGGGAAUGGGACGACGGGGUAUAAAGAGAUUAUGUGGGCGCCGGAUGUGACAAAGUGCUCUACUACUGCUUGUUUUAGACCGGUGUCGUUUGCCAAGGAUGGGUUUGGGAGGUUGUAUGUCAGUAGUGAUAGUGGAGGUGGGGGUGAGAUUUUGAUGCUCGGGAGAGUUUGA
This is a messenger RNA of Periconia digitata, 2007 nucleotides long. The record is from the annotation of a GenBank genome assembly. Lineage: Eukaryota; Fungi; Ascomycota; Dothideomycetes; Pleosporales; Periconiaceae.